Daldinia vernicosa is the source of this 1027-nucleotide messenger RNA. RefSeq names its product SET domain-containing protein. Bases 50 to 1027 code for a protein of 325 amino acids. The record is from RefSeq and is a predicted model, not a curated record. The transcript is spliced from 2 exons. Gene Ontology annotation, molecular function: protein binding. Lineage: Eukaryota; Fungi; Ascomycota; Sordariomycetes; Xylariales; Hypoxylaceae.
GCCUCAUCAUCCCAUAAUCCCCGGACCGCAAACAUACCAAUAAAUAAAAAUGCCCCAAGACCAUCCCUAUCGCAGACUCCAAAUACCUAGAGAUGCGCCCUUCGAACUACGACCCUCCUCGCCUGGGAAAGGGUGGGGUGCCUUCGCUACGAGGUUGAUCAAGGAAAGAGACGCGAUCUUGAUAGAGAAACCACUCUUCAUUAUUCCAAAACCGUCCGAUGAUAUUACAGACGAAGAUGUUUUCGCAGCAUUUCAACGGUUGACACCGACUGCAAAACAACAAUUUUUGCUCCUUCGUGACAAUGCCGGUGGGCCCUUCGAGAGAAUCAACGAAGUUCUCGCAGAAAACUCCUUCGCUCUAGAAGCCAACUCAGAGCACGGCUUAUAUCUGCUCCAUUCGCGUUUCAAUCAUUCCUGCCUGCCUAACGCCAAGGUCCCGGAGUGCAGUGGCGAGAUCAUCACGAUGUUUGCGAUAAGGGACAUCGUGGCCGGCGAGGAAAUCACUUUCUGUUAUAAUGGCGAUUUCGAGUGCAGGACCAGACGUGAGCGCCAUCAAGCGCUGCGUUUUGUCUGCGACUGUAAAGCCUGUCAACUCGGCACCCCCUUUCAACAGCUUAGCGACGUACGGCGAACAUUCAUCCGUGCGUCGGAUUAUCUUAUACGCGGUGUUGACAUAGAUGGGAAGAGACAAAAUUCCUCAUCUCCAAUAAUCGCUGAUCGUAAACUAAAAGAAGCAGCAGAGAGCCUAAGUAUUCCGAUCUGUAAUAGAAUGAUAUAUCAUCUCUUGGCCGCAUUCUUGUUGGAAGAGGAGGGAUUGCUGGACUAUCUCGCGAGGGAAAGGCUCGAACCCUUCAUGGUGGCAAUAUCGCCCUUAUUUGAAACAGAGAGCAAUGUCAGGAUUGUCAAGAAUGUUAUGGCGGAACCGACUUGGCUAGGGAAGGUCCACAUGGCUUUCAGACUCUAUGGGCGAGCCGAUGCUGCUGAUGAAACCCUUCCCAAGAUGCUUCGGGCACUACGCAACAUCUGA